AAUUGAAUUAAUUCAUUCUACAAAUCACACAGCAGUAACAACUUCAACUGGAUUGCAUUAUUACCCUACAUUACAGAAUCUAAGGAAUCAUGGACAUAUUAGAGCCAAAUCCAAGAUAUAAAAAAUCUUCUCUGGCAACCGUAAGUCAUUAUGUUGAUAAAGUGACAUUUUUUAAGGGAGUUGUUGCCAAAUAUUUCUUUAUUCAGGACUAGUUUAGCUUCACAAACAUAUCUUGACAAAUACUAUCUGCCUUUUUAAAUCAAUCCCAACCCUGUAUCUCUAAAUAUUAAACUUAAAAUAUUUUAUAUUCUAUUUGUUAUAUUACAUAUUCCUUCUAUUUUAAAGGAACGGAAAAUGUAUUUUAAUUUUGUAUCUCUGGUACUGGUGAAGCAGACGAGGGUUCGGAAUUCUAAGCUGGAGUCCGGCAAAACAUCAUGUUUGCAUAUUUAUAUUUCCGUUUAAAAUUGUAUUUACAGCAAAUGCACAUCGGCUGAUACUGUAACAGUAAUAAUAAUACUAAUAAGAAGUAAUUACUAUUAUUAUUAUAAAAAGUUUUCACGUUGGCCUUUGUGCUUGUUGGCAUUAUAUUAGCCCCCAUUUCCCCAAUUAAAGAGAUGUGGCAUUGCCACCUUUAGCUAAUAAGCAGAUGAGUUAUUUCAAGCUUACAAUGUUGAUGGGAGAGUUUGAGAGAUUCUUAUAAUUGGCUAAAGUAAAGUCAGUUCUUGUAUGAUGGUUAAUAAGUCAAUUAUAAAGGAUGGAUAUGAUGCACUGGGAACCACUAAUGCCAGAAACCUACAGCAAUCACUGAGAUAUAGCAGAUGGCAGUAAAUGUAUACUAAAAUGGUCAGCUGGCAAGUGACAAGGUAUGGAAAAAAGACAGCACGGAACAUCAAGGCAAGGCAUGGGCAGCAUAGAACAACUGGCUAUGGUUGGCAUAAGGAGCAGAACUAAGGAGAGAACGAUCACACAUGAGAUUCAGUUUAAUUAGUGAUUUGUUUUUUAUCCACAGUUUGAGAUUCAUAGAACCUCAUUCUGAACAGUCACUCACUAAUAUGACCCGAGUACACACCAUGCUGCUUUCUUUGCCAAUACCAGUUAUAUGAAUGAACACGACACAGGACAAUGCACAUUUAGAUAUACAUACAUGCGUUGGGCAUUUAAAAAGUGAGAGGCAGACCAAGAAGAAAAUGGAGCAUGGUAACAUUACUCUGAACAAGCGACGGGAGAGAAACAUUUUGAGGGAUAAGUGAAAAGCACACAGCGUGCAAACGAUCACUGUAGGAGGAGGUAAAAUUAAAGCUCAGUUCUAAAUCUUAUUACCGGUGUAAGAAGUGUCGUGAUCCCAGAUAUUCAAUAUAUUUAUGGUAAUCUGUGUGCAGAGAAUGCAUAGAUGUUAUUUGCGUGAAUGAUAAUUGAUCUGCAAGCACAGAACACAAUGUCAGAGAAUAAUAAAUAUUGCAAGUAGGAGAUUACUAAAUCCCAAACGCCUGGAAUUUCCAAAAGUGGUUUGAAACUUUGUCAGGAACAACUACUUGAAAGGGACCAGCAUUAGGCAAGUCCCCAACAGGUUCAAAUAUAUCAUCACAUCCUACAUUUCACAUCCUUCACAUCAUCAAAGCACUUCUUCAUUUUAUACUGUGGGAAUGGAGUAAGCUACUGCCAUAGCACAGUUUUCAUUGUCUUUUAUGGUUGACAUAUGCAGUGCUUCAAAGUCACUCCCUAUGCCUUCGGUUCUUCUUCAUCUGUGCAUGGAGACGGGUUGAGCGGGAGCAGCGACUAUUAAUGACUGUGAAUAAAUAGAUAAGGUUUGACCUCUGUGCAAUAGGAAGUGUGAUCACAUAUAUUCAAAAGGUUUGCUGUAAUGCCAAAAUUUAAAGAUUUCAGAUCGGAGAGAAAGCACGCUAUUCACUGAAGGGCAUCGCGGUUUCAAAGGCUCCAUCAAAGACCGUUUAUGGUAGGAAAUUGUAUGCUAAGUGAAACUAGGUAUAAGGCCUCAGUAGACAAGCCUCACCCGUCCAACUACUCCUUUUAGAAGAGAGUUGCACAAUGCACUGCUCUCCAUUGUGGCAUUGAAAUUGAAAGGAAAAUGUAUAAAUCAAUACAUGUUGUGGUCUAUGACACGCAGCAUAUAAUUACAGAUCUCUAUAUUAAUAAAUAAAUACAUUAAAAUGGGGAGUCACCUGGGAUCACUGUAAUACUAGGUGAGACCUAGCAAACAGCAUUUUCCUUCCACUCUGACAUAUGAGCAGGGCCUAAGUUCUUCCUCCACCCCUUGGGCUGGGGUGCCUAUUUUUCCAGCCUCAAGUUGGGUCAGGAGAUACCUAUAUGCAGGACCUCUAUAGGGCCAGGGGCGGAUCCAGAGCCUGAUCUUGGGAGGGGCAAUUGUAGAUUAUUUAAAGAAAUAAUCCAGGCACAAUAACCACUACAGCUCUGUGUAGUGGUUAUGGUGCCAUGAGCUCAGAGACCCCCUCCCAGAGUAAGUAGUCAAACUGUUUAAGAACAGUUUGGCAACUUAUCAGGGUUUGCUGUUAUCUGGGGCUGUAGUAGGGCAUAGGAGCAGUGCUGUGUGUGUGAGUGGCGCAAUGUGUGAGGGGUGAAGUUUGUGUGUGGGGUGUAGUGUGUGAGUGGUGCAGUAUAGGUGUGUGAGGAGGACAGUGUGUGAGUGGUGCAGUGUGUGUGUGAAGGUUACAGUGUGUGUGUGUGUGUGAGUGGUGCAGUGUGUGUAGCUUGCACUGUAUCCGUGUGUGUGUGAAGGGGGCGAUGUGUGUAGGGUGGCAGUGGGGAGUGUAGUGUGUGAGUGGUGCAGUGUGUUUGUGUGGGGGGCAAUGUGUGUUUGGUGGGGCAAUGUAUGUGUAUGAGGCAGUUUGUGUGAGUGAGGGGUACAGUGUGUGGGGGUAAGGGGUGCAGUGUGUGUGAUGGGUGCAGUUUGUGUGUAUGAAGGGCAUUGUUUGUGUGAGGGGUGCAGUUUGUGUGUAUGGGGGGCAGUGUUUGUGUUAGGGGUGCAGUAUGUGUGUAUGGGGGGCAGUGUUUGUGUGAGGGGGGGCAGUAUGUGUGUAUGGGGGGCAGUGUUUGUGUGUAUGGGGGGAAGCGUUUGUGUGAGGGGUGCAGUUUAUGUGUGUGUUGGGCAAUGUGUGUAUGGGGCAGUGUGUCAAUGUAUAGGGUGUUAUUGUGUGUGGGGAGGAAAGCAGAUCAAAGCAAAUGUAACUUUUUUUAAAUGUUCUUUUAAAAAAAUAAUUUUUUUAAUGAAAAAUAAAAAUAAAUGUAUUGUAUAUUGUACAGUUGCAAGAAAAAGUAUGUGAACCCUUUGGAAUGAUAUGGAUUUCUGCACAAAUUGGUCAUAGAAUGUGAUCUGAUCAUCUAAGUCACAACAAUAGACAAUCACAGUCUGCUUAAACUAAUAACACACAAAGAAUGAAAUGUUGCCAUGUUUUUAUUGAACACACCAUGUAAACAUUCAUAGUGCAGGUGGAAAAAGUAUGUGAACCCCUAGAUUAAUGACAUCUCCAAGAGCUAAUUGGAGUGAGAUGUCAGCCAACUGGAGUCCAAUCAAUGAGAUGAGAUUGGAGGGGUUGGUUACAGCUGCCCUGCCCUAUAAAAACACACAAACCAGUUCUGGGUUUGCUUUUCACAAGAAGCAUUGCCUGAUGUGAAUGAUGCCUCACAAAAAAUAGCUCUCAGAAGACCUACGAUUAAGAAUUGUUGACUUGCAUAAAGCUGGAAAGGGUUAUAAAAGUAUCUCCAAAAGCCUUGCUGUUCAUCAGUCCACGGCAAGACAAAUUGUCUAUAAAUGGAGAAAGUUCAACACUGCUGCUACUCUCCCUAGGAGUGGCCGUCCUGUAAAGAUGACUGCAAGGGCACAGCGCAGACUGCUCAAUGAGGUGAAGAAGAAUCCUAGAGCUAAAGACUUACAAAAGUCACUGGCAAAUGCUAACAUCCCUGUUAGCGAAUCUACAAGACGUAAAACACUAAACAAGAAUGGAUUUCAUGGGAGGAUACCACAGAGGAAACCACUGCUGACCAAACAAAACAUUGUUGCACGUUUACAGUUUGCACAAGAGCACCUGGAUGUUCCACAGCAGUACUGGCAAAAUAUUCUGUGGACAGAUGAAACCAUCUGCUCAAAGGGUCACACCUUCGGUCAGGUCACUCCUACGAAUCUUGGAUACGUUUGGACACAAUAAUCGAUAUUCUAGACAGCACUAACGAUUCAGGAGUCCCAUUUCUGGCCCUGUCAUUGGUCGCAGAGAAGGCCUUUCAUAGGGUCAGGUGGGACUUCUUGAUAGCAUCUAUGAAGGCUUUUGGUUUCGGUGGAUGGCUAAUGGAUGCUGUAAUGGUCUUAUAUUCCUACCCAAGAGCUAGAACUAUAGGAAGAGAUAUAAUAUCUGACUGGUUUAAAAUAAGCAACGGGACGAAACAGGGAUGCCCUCUCUCGCCGCUGCUUUAUUUGUUAUAUAUAUCGAACCUCUAGCCUGUGAAAUUAGGGAAAACCUAAAGAUUAAAGGAGUCAGAAUAGAUCAAGAAGAUUAUAAAUUAUCACUAUAUGCGGACGAUGUCCUAAUUUCCAUUACAGACCCUGUACCAUCAUUGGAUGAAUUGAUGAAAGUUAUAACUGAAUUUGGAAAUUACUUCAAUCUCAAGUUAAAUGUAGAUAAAACAACUAUAUUAGCAAAAAAUCUAAGUAAGGAAGAUAGUGGGAAGAUUGGGAAUAAAUAUGACUUCGCUUGGGCUAAGAAACACUUUCACUAUCUAGGUAUUAAAAUAACAAGUAACCCAAAUAAAAUCAUAGAGAACAAUAUUCUCCCUAUGAUGAAACAAAUAAAUAAACAACUUAAAGACUUAAGAACUGCAGAGAUAUCAUGGAUUGGGAGAAUAAAUGUUAUAAAAUCAUACUUAAUGCCCAAAUGGAGCUAUAUAUUCCGCAUGAUACCUCUUAAAAUUCCAAAACCAUGGCUUACAAUGAUACAGACAGCUUUUGCGAAGUAUAUAGGGCUGAAAAAAAAAACGAGGGUGAAUAAAAAAAUACUGAAUAUGAAUUCCAAAAAGGGUGGGUUGGGGGUCCCAGAUAUUCUAGAGACAUAUGAGACAUGCGCAUUGGCUCAUUUAAUUAUAUCAUUAAAGGAGAGCUCUGCAGAGGAAGCCUGGGCAAAAAUAGAAGCUACAAGACUGGGAUCUCCAGACUUAUUAGCUAUAUUUUGGAGUUUACAAAAGAGAAAUAACAUAAAUAUAGACCUAAUUAUGGAUAAUUUAUUAUUGCAGUGGAAAAAUUUGAAAAAGAGACUUAAGAUACUGGAUAAAAUAAUUACGGAUAUACCUCUCAACAUUUUGACAGUCAAUAUAGAAGAUUUAAAUAUAAAAACCUGGACAUCUAAUGGUAUUAAUAAUAUAGAGCAAAUAAUGCAACAGAAUCAAAUUAUGUCUUUUGAGGAUAUUAGGCAGUUAUUUUCUCUCCCCUAUAGAGAGAAUUUUACAUAUUUAAGGAUAAAGCAUUUUAUACACAAACAUAGGGUCAUAGAGUCAUCUGAAGGAUUACAUAUAUUCAUGAAUCUAAUUAAUUCUAAAAGUAAUAAAAAUUUGGUAUCACAUUGUGCUAAAUUAUAUAAAUGAUAUAAAUCAAGCCCAAUAUUUCCAGCCCUUGUAUCUUGGGAAAAAGACCUACAGGUUACCAUUACAAGAAAUGAGUGGAUAAAUGCAAAUAAUGCCGUAACUAAGGCUAUUCAUUGUUUAAAUUCAAUUGAAAGUCAUUACAAGAUCAUUAAUAGAUGGCAUUAUGUUCCCACUAAAUUGGCAAAAAUGUACCCAUCCUCUCAAUAUAAAUGUUGGAGAUACGGCUCAUAUAGAGCAGACUAUGUCCUGGUGGUCUUGCCCAAAUCUAAGUCAACUAUGGAAUAAAGUAGGAAAAUUUUGUCAAGAGGUGAUAAAAGUAAAUCUUGACUUUACCUGGUCUUUUGUACUACAUCUGGGUUGGCCUAGAAUUUAAGAAGUAAAAAAGAUAUAAUGAUUCACAUCUUAACGGAGACUAAAGCAACAUUAGCGAGAUAUUGGAAAUUAUCCGAUUCCCCCUCUUGGGAUAUGAUAAAAUAUCAGGUCCUGAACCAUUGCAAAAUGGAGAUUGGAAUCCUGAGACAAGAUAAUUAUACUAACUCUAGAAUAGAACAAUGGGAGGAAUGGGUAAAAAAAUUAAGCCCUACAUAAGGAAAAUAAUAGUAUCUAUUAUGUGAUCUUAGCACAGUAUGUAUAUCGGACAUUACUGUUAAAUACAAGUAGUGAAAAAGGGAAAAAAGAAAAGAAGAAAAAGGAAAGGGGAAAGAGAGAAAGGGGAAGAGGAGAAAAAGGAAAAAAGAAAGGGAAAAAUUUCUUUUUUUUUCUUUUUUGAGACGAACUAAAGAUGAUGAACUCAGUAUGACAAAUAACCAAUGAACAUAGAGACAGAUUAGAAAAAUGUCUUAAUAAUCUUACAUCUUAGAGAGCUAACACUGUUGAUAUGUUCAUAAGGUUGUAAUUUUUCUAUAUUUUGCAUUUCUAUAUAAAGCCGUUUUUUGGCUAUUUAUGGCGUAAACCUUAUUAAAAAAAGGAGAAAAGAAAAGAGAGAAAGUAGCAGAAAAGGGAAAAUAAAAGGGGAAAAUAUCAAGCCCUACAGUAAGGCACUAUAUGUCAGGAUUUAUAGAUCUCGGCACAGUACGACUUUAUGUUUGUUUUUAUGUUUACAUGGUUUGUCAUAGACGGUGAAUAGCUAUAUAAGGCUCUUCUAAGUCGAAGUGAAGACACUAAAUUUGGUAUGUCGUCUAAUUUAUAAAUAAGGUGAUAAUUAAGGGUAAUAAAUUAAAAUUUGGUAUCUUAGAGUGCUAGAACUGUCUGAAUGUAUUUAUUGUCCUAUUGUCUUCUGUUUACUUUUUUAAUUUAACCCCUUAAAUCCGCAGGGCGUACUAUUACGCCCUGCAGGAGCCGGCUCUAAACGCCGGCGGGCGUAAUAGUACGCCCUCACUUUAAUGGCCGCCCACGUGGCCGGCGCUAUUCGCCCGCUGCAGAUCGCGGUCGGGGGGGAUGCCCGGCCCCCCAGGCAACCCCCCCUGUGGCCGGUGACCGCGAUCUGCAGUCACUGAUCGCAGUGACAGGCUGUCACUGCGAUCAGUAUUUAACGUGUGUCAGCCGAUUUCAAAUCGGCUGACACACGUGGCCGGCGGCUUUCUGCAAUCGCGGUCGGGGGACUUACCUGGCCCCCCAGGCAGUCCCCCUGGGGUCAGUGACCGCGAUCUGCUAGCUCUGAGAUCGCAGUGACAGGCUGUCACUGCGAUCUCAGAGCGCUCUGAUCGCAGUGACAGCCUGUCACUGCGAUCAGUGUUACAUGUGUCAGCCUAUUGGCUGACACAUGUAACUGGCACAAGAUCCCCCUGCAGAUUGGAAGGGGGGGGUGCUUGUACCACCCAGGCACUCCCCCCUGUGGCCAAUUACCCAAUCUGCAGGAGGUGAUCACAGUGACAGGCAGUCACUGUGAUCACUGAUCCUGUGUGUCAGCCAGUGAUGUAAAAUCACUGGCUGACACUGUCUCUGCCCCCUGUCCUGUAAAAAUAAAUAAAAUAUUAGUAAAAAAAAAAAAAAUUACAGUUAAAUAUAAAAUAUACUUAGAUCAUAUAUAUUAUAUAUAUAUAUGAUCUAAGUAUAUAUAUAUAUAUAUACACACACACACACACACACACAUUUACACAUACACAAAGUGUAUUUAAAUAUUAAUAUAUAUAAUUAUUUAUAUAUAUAUUACUAUCAAAUUACACGUAGACUAAUACUGAUUAAAUAUAUAUAUAUAUAUAAUUAUUGUUAUAUAUAUAUAUUUAUAUAUAAUAUAAAAAAAUGUAAAUACGUAAAAAAAAUAAAAUUACAAAAAUAAUUAAAAAUAAAUAAUAAAAAAUUAUAUAGAUGUUUGUUAUUUCGUUCUAACUGUAUUGUGAUAUUAAUAUAUAUAUAUUUAUAUCAAAAUACACGUAGAACGAAAUAAUAUAUAUAUCUAUAUACAUAAAUAUAUACAUAUAUAUCACUAAAUAUAUACACCUAUAUAUAAAUAAAAAUAUUUAAAAAAAUUAUAUAUAUAUAUGUAUAUAUACACAUAUGUAUAUAUAUACAUAUAUUAAUUCUACACAUAUAUUUAUGUAAUAUUUUUACAUAAUUAGGUAUCCUAAUUAAUUACAAUUAGCGGGACCUGCCUGACAACCCAUGCCGAAAGUAUAGGGAAUUUAAUUUGCUAGCACUAUAUUUAACCCUAUAACUUUCCAAGACACCAUAAAACCUGUAAAUUGGGGGGUACUGUUUUACUCGGGAGACUUCGCUGAACACAAAUAUUAGUGUUUCAAAACAGUAAAAUGUAUUACAACAAUGAUAUCGCCAGUAAAAGUGAAGUUUUUUGCAUUUUUCACGCACAAACAGCACUUACACGGAUGAUAUUAUUGCUGCAAUACUUUUUACUGUUUUGAAACACAAAUAUUUGUGUUCAGCGAAGUCUCCCGAGUACAACAGUACCCCUCAUGUACAGGUUUUAUGGUGUUUUCAAAAGUUACAGCGUCAAAUAUAAGGCUUGUGUUUCAUUUUUUCACAUUAAAAUUCGCCAGAUUGGUUACGUUGCCUUUGAGACCCUAUGGUAGCCCAAGAAUGAAAAUUACCCCUAUGAUGGCAUACCAUUUGCAAUAGUAGACAACCCAAGGUAUUGCAAACAGGGUAUGUCCAGUCUUUUUUAGUAGCCACUUAGUCACAAACACUGGCCAAAAUUGGCGUUUUUUUGCAUUUUUCACACAAACAGAUACUAACGCUAACUUUGGCCAGUGUUUGUGACCAAAUGGCUACUAAAAAAGACUGGACAUACCCCAUUUGCAAUACCUUGGGUUGUCUACUAUUGCAAAUGGUAUGCCAUUAUGGGUGUAAAUUUCAUUCCCGGGCUACUAUACAGUCUCAAAGGCAACUAACCAAUCUGGCGAAUUUCAAUUUCAAAUGUAACGUGCUAUAUUUGACCCUGUAACUUCCCAAAACGCCAUAAAACCUGUACAUAGGGGUACUGUUUUACACGUGAGACUUUGCUGAAUACAAAUAUGUGUAUUUUAUUGCAGUAAAAGCAAACAGUAUUAUGACACUGACCGUUAAAAUGUCAUGUAGAACUAAAAAAAUCAAAAAAAUCUUAUUUUCUCCCAUUUUUUUCAUAUUAAAUUAUGUUUCAUAGCUAAAUAUUUGAUAUUAAAUGAAAGCCCUGUUUCCCCUGAAUAAAAUGAUAUAUAAUAAGGGUGGGUGCAUUUACUAUGAAAGAGGUGUAUUACGGUUGGACAGACAUGUAGCGCAAAUGCCAGGUUUUGUUUACAUUUUGUUUCGUUCACACUGUGUACAUUUGGCUCCGUCCUUAAGGGGUUAAGUCUUUUAUUGUCUAUUGUGAUACAUUUUCAAAAAUAAUAAAUAAUGAAUUGUUAAAAAAAAUAAAAAAAUUGCAUCUACACAGGCCAACUCCCAGAAUUGCAUUUUAUGCUAGACUCUUCCUAGUGGUUACUUAUAGAAUUACAACUCAUACUAAAAAUAAAAUGGUGACAGAUCCAGAGUUAAAUCACACCUCAUACCUCCUCUCACUCCAACACUGUGUCCUUGAACUCAGGAAACAUAAUGUCUUCUGCUUUACCUGUAGCCAUUAAAAUAAAUAGGCACUAAAUAAAUUGCUGCCAUGGCUAAUUACAAUAUUUGAAUAUCUAAUCAAUAAUCAGAAAUGGUUCUGCACCAAAUGCAGAUUUUUGAUCAGUAAUCAGCAACUGUGGGCACCUGAUAACCGUUUCAUGGGUUGUGGUAGAAAAUGUGGGCCAUUAGCAGGUAAUUACAAUACAAAAUAAAUACAAAGUCCUGCUGUGUGAUUUAGAAUCCACCAGCACGCUCUAACACCUGUGUGUUCACCUCUCUAUACACACAAAAUAAAGGUUAUGCAUACAUACAAAAAAAGGUGGAGUGUAGUUGGUAUUCACAUAUGAUAUCACUGCAAAAGACAAAAAGACAUGGCCAAAGCCUAGUGCAAUUCAGUAAAACUUAGUACAGUAAACAGAUGAGUAACUCUAGAAUAUGGUACUCACAAAUAUGGAGCCUAUAUGCAAGGCUCACCACAGGUGCACGUGGGGAAGUUAGAAGGGACCCCACUCCCUGUUUGAUGCUGUAGAAGUUUUCUUCUUGACCCAAUAAGUUCACUGAAUGUGAUUUCCAAAAAAAUACAUCCCUUUACUAACAGAAGAGAACAAUAUUCUCACAGUACAUACCCUCACAAAUCAGUCCCUCAGAAAAAAGAUAGAAGGAAUGAAUAUGACAACCAUAAGCCAAAAAACACUCACAAAUUAAAUCAUGAAGAUUAUAGAAAAACACCAAGAGUUCAAACAAAUACACAAGACCAAGUAAGAUCACCAAAAGUACAAACUAAACAACUAGACUUCAGAAGCUACAGUAAGGUAGUAAAAGAAGGGCAGUUGCAAACACACAAUCACAACUAUAGAGAUUCUACAAUAAAUAAGACGAGGAGAGAAAGAUCCAAAUCCCCAAUAACAACAAUAAUCCAUUCAACAACACAUAGUCCCCAUUCCUCUCUCGCCAUCAGUAAUCGCCAGAUCCGACCUAGAUCCCACUCUCCCUCCUCAAUGUCUUCAGCACCUUUAGCAUCUUCAUCUUUAUCUUCAUCCCUAUGGUCAACCGACUGAGGUGGUCACAGACAAUCUUACCACAAGAAUCCCCCGCGAAACGACAGAGAACCAGGGAAGAAGACGACGAAACUGAAGAAGAAAAAGAAGAUGAAGAAGAGGAAGAACAGAGAUACCGAGAGAAGAGGAACAAAAGACAAAUAUAGAUGGUAUUUUUAAUCUAACAGAUCAUUCUUUUACUAUUGAAGAAAAGGAAAUUUUAGGAAAGGGUCUUACAUUUGCACCCACCUCUGAUUUUAACAAAUUUGAUUUUUUUUAUAGAUAUCAAUCAUUUUAUCAGACGAUUGUGCCUAAAAAAAAUAUUUUAUGAGCAAAAAGAGCAGGCUGUACCAGAACUAAAUGAGGUAUAUGAACACACAUCACUAAAAGAAAGAUCAACCUUUUUCCCAAAACAUAUGAUCUCAGAUCCAAUUAAAACUUUUGAAACUAUGGUAAUGAAAGAGGCAGAUAAAAUAAAGAAAAUCAACAAGUAUCAAAUUAACUUAUCAGAAAAAGAAAAAAAAUCCUUAGAAAAUUUGAGAAAGAAUAAAAACAUAGUCAUUAAACCAGUGGACAAAAGGGGGGGGGGACUGUUAUUUUCGAUAGGGAGAAAUAUAUUAAAGAAGCCGAGAGACUUCUCUUGGAUGAUAAGACCUACAAAAAACUACUAACAAAUCCAACAGAAAGUAUAAAAGCUAAGUUUAAAAUAUAUAUAGAUAAAGGGAAAGAAUUAAAUAUUCUGAAUGAAAAGGAUGCUAAGUAACUCCAUAUGGACAACCCCCGCAUACCAGUAUUUUAUCAUUUGCCGAAAGUCCAUAAAGACAUUACUAACCCUCCCGGCAGACCUAUAAUAUUGUGUAUUAACUCAAUAUCAUCGAGAGUAUCCGAAUAUAUAGAUGUCUUAUUACAACCAAUAGUAGUUAAGAAUCCAUUUUAUCUGAAAGAUACGAUACACGUGCUACAAAUUUUAGAACAUAUCGAGUGGAAAGAUGGAUAUAUUGUAGUAACGUGUGAUGUCAGCUCUUUAUACAGCAUUAUCACACACGAAAAAGGCAUAGAGGCUGUGAAAUAUUUUUUAGAAAAAUCUCACUUUAAGAAGGAACAAAUUGAUUUUAUUAUAGAGGGGAUUUUACUUAUUUUAACCAAGAAUUUUUUUGGGUUUGAAGAGCAAUUCUUUUUACAGAUCUGUGGUAGCGCUAUGGGCACCAAGUUCGCCCCCAGCUAUGCCAAUCUUUUUAUGGCUUAUCUCCCAGGGGCAUAGCUGGGGGAAGAACUUGGUGGCCUAUCGAAGGUACAUAGAUGAUAUAUUUUUUAUAUGGACAGGCACAUGAACCAAUUUAGCGAUGUUUUUGGAAUUCCUCAAUAGCAACAAUUGGAGAAUACAACUUACGUGCACCCAAAGCCAGUCAGAGAUCAACUUUUUAGAUCUGAACAUCUAUAUUAAAGACUUAUCAAUCAAAACCAAAAACUACUUUAAGCCAGUGGAUAGGAAUAGUUACAUAGAAAGAACCAGUUGCCAUCACGAACCCUGGUUAACCAAUGUCCUUAAAGGCCAGUUCCUAAGAAUUAAGAGAAAUUGCACGGAUGAGAACGAUAGAGCAAGCACAAUACUUAGAACAUCAAUUCAUUGAAAAAGGUUAUGAAAAAGAGAACCUCCUUAAAAAUUUGGAAAGAACUAAAACCUUACCUAGACAACAACUCCUUACAUACAAGCCUAAGAAUAAACCUCAGAGGACUAAUGAUAUACUGUUUAUCUGCAAUUACCACGGGAACAAUAAAAGAGUACAACAAUCCAUACGGAAAUAUUGGCACAUUUUAAAAGAUGACCCCAUAUUAAAUAAAAUCCUACCCUUCCAACCUAAGAUAAUUUUUAGAGGAUCAAAAAACUUAAAAAGAAUGUUAGUUAAAAGUCAUUUAGAAACAGAGAAACUGCAAAAGAAUUUUCUAAAAGAACUCUCAGGAUUUUAUGGUUGUGGGAAUUGCCUUCCGUGUAGGACAACCAAUAGCCAUAAAAGGCAUCUUACCAAUAUGUCAUAUUAUAGGAAGAGAAUACACUAUUAAAGAUCACACAACCUGCCACUCAAAAGGCAUUAUUUACGCCUUGAAAUGUCCGUGUAACCUAUUAUAUAUAGGUAGAACAAGUCGUCCAUUAAACAUCAGAAUUGCGGAACAAAUCCGCAAUAUAAAAAAAGGUCUUGGAUUCUCAACAUUUUAAAACAACCCGCAACCAAAAUCCCAAAGAACUUUUUUUCUGCGUUUUAAAAGUUGUACAAAAAGAUUGGAGAGGAGGGAAUUUUAUUAAUAAAUUGGGCAAAGAAGAGAUGAAAUACAUUUUUAAUUUCAAUACUCUUAUACCAUACGGAUUGAAUUCGGAUUUUGAACUUUGCAAUUUUUUAUGAUUUAAAUUUUUUUUCAUGAUAAAUUAAGAUCUUGAUUUAGAGGUUUUUAGUUUUAAAAUAUUUUCCUUUAAAACUAUUUUCCUUUUAGAUCUUUCCCACUUAAUUUAUAUUUAGAUUAUAGGAUCAAUCUAUUUAACAAUUUAGUAAUUUUUAAUUCUUAUAUUUGUCUUAUGCACACCCAACUAGCACUUGUCACAUUAUAAUUCUGAGCACUAUAUACAGUCUGUACUCAUAUGUUUAAUAUUAUCACCUUUUUCUGUAAGCAUUCACUAUUUAUAAACUGAAAUGCAUUAUAGUUCACUUAUGACACAUUCCUGAUACCUUGUGCUUUAUGUGAACAAAAAGAUAUACAUAACAAUGUUCCCUUUUCUUCUAUUUACCCAUGGAACAUGUAAUGCAUAGCAAUGGAUGUAUUAUGGACAAUAAAGUUUAGUGAAAAUUUGGAACGCGAGCAUGCAUUCCAAAUACGGACUGAUCGUGAUGACAUCAUCACAAAGCGACGCGAGAUACCACGUCAUUGAAAAGAGACGGAAGUAAUCAGUAGAAACUGAUGAUCUGUCAUGGGUGGCGGUAUGGAAACCGGGACCCCUGAGUGCCUAAUGAUAAGUGGGAGUCUUCAGCGUGGAAGUGGAUUAUCAGGGUCUGGUGCAGGGUAACCACAUGCCCUCUGGUGUUGAGCACCAGCGUUUGCAUGGCCACAUACCAGAACCCUGAUGCAGCUACAGCGGAUCCCAGGAACUUGAUAUGUAGACCUCCCAGGAGCUGAAUAGGGAGGCUCUGCAGCAAGAAUGUAUCCAGUACAGAAAACAAGGCAAGGCUAGGAUAGUCACCAAACAUGAAAACAAGACAGAACUAAUAGAACCCAGAACCAGAGAAGGAUAGAAAGCUAAACCCAGAACAUGUACACAAGACAUGAGGGAAACAUGAACAUAACAUGGGCAUGACUGGACAGGACUGUACAUGGACUGGGUAUACAAAAUAAAACAAGACAAGAUAUAAUAGGCAAAACAAGAGGAGAUAGAACUACGCACUAUAUAUGAAAAGUAUGGGGAUUUAGUUACAUUAUAUGAUCAUACAUUGCAUAAGCCUGCCACAACGCCAAUGUACCCCAUAUUCGGCAGGUCAUACACAGCCUAAUGUUCGCUAAAAGAACCAUACUAAACCACAAUAGCACUUACCUGCAAGAAAGGGCAGAGACUUGAAACACUGCUGCAGGUCCAGACUGAAAAAAGGAAAAUGGAAAACAAACGGGUGUAGCAACAUAAAACAAACAUAUACAUGAAUCCAGGAGACUGGGAAUUCCAGGGACGGAUUACAGGAAUGAACCCAGAAAAACCCAGCAUAAAGAAAACCAGAAACAGAACAGAAAACCAGAAAAACCAAGAAAAACUAAACAAGAAAUGUAAAAAGAGUACUGGAUACCAGAAGCAUCACCAGACUGAUCCGCAGAACAUGGCAUGAUGUGACAUAACUCCCCUCUUAAGGAGCGACCUCUGGGCGCGACAAGCAGCUCUCAGGCAGAGACCAGGAAAGAAGCGAGUACCCAGCAACUAAGUCCUCAAGACUUACCGGAGGCAAGGAUACCCCUACACAGCAGGAAAGUAGUUAGCGGCUCACAAUGCCAUUCCGAACCCUUUUACUUCCUUUGGAAAGGUCUCCUGCAAAGGAACCACCAGCCAGGACAGAGAUCCACUCCAGAAUAGGAGCACUGCCACGAAACAGGAACCAAGCAUCACAAGAGAACACCUGAAGCGACCACCAUACAGCUUAGCAGAUCGACCUCCUCCACGACAAAAAUAAGGAAGCCAUCUCCAGCAGACUGGUCCAGAUACAGGAACUCUUGCAUGCCGAAUAACCAACAGGAACUAGAACAAAGAACCAGGAACCAAGCAUCACAAGAAAACACCUGAAGCGACCACCGUACCACUUAGCAGAUCAACCUCCUAGACGACAAAAAUAAGGAAGCCAUCUCCAGCAGACUGGUCCAGAUACAGGAUCUCUUGCAUGCAGAAGAACCAGGCAUGACACGACACAGACAGAACAGGAAAGCUGCAAAGUCCACUCCAUGAACUCCAAGUGCCUACGGCCAUCUGUCACGGGUGACGGUACGGAAGCCGGGACCCCUGAGUGCCUGAUGUUGAUGGGAGUCUCAGCAUGGAAAUGGAUUAGCAGGGUCUGGUGUAGGGUAACCACAUGCCCUCUGGUGUUGAGCACCAGCGUUUGUGCGGCCACAAACCAAUACCCUGAUGCAGAUACAGUGGAUCCCAGGAACUAGGAGCUUGGAAUUAAGCAGACCUGCCAGGAGCUGAAUAGGGAGGCUCUGCAGCAGGAGUGUAUCCAGUACUGAAGCAAGGCAAGACUAGAGAUAAUCACCAAACAUGAAAACAAGACAGAACUAAUAGAACCCAGAACCAGAGCAGGACAGAAAGCAGAACCCAGAACAUGUUCACAAGACAUGAGGAAAACAAGAACAGGGCAGGACAGGACUGUACAUGAACUGGGAUUACAAAAUAAAACAAGACAAGAUAAGAUAGGCAAAAAGAGGAGACAUAACUAAGCACUAUAUAUGAAAAGUAAUGGAAUUUAGUUACAUUAUAUGAUCAUACAUUGCAUAAGCCUGCCACAAUGCCAAUGUAACCCAUAUUUUGCAGGUCCUACACUGCCUAAUGUUCGCUAAAAGAACCAUACUAAACCACAAUAGCACUUACCUGCAAGAAAGGGCAGAAAGCUUGAGUAGCUGCCUGCAGGACAUUGAAACAAAAGGAAUGAUGGAAAACAAACGGGUGUGGCAACAUAAAACAAACAUUUAAAGGAAACCUGGACAUUGGGAAUUCCAGGGACUGAAUACAGGAAUGAACCCAGAAAAACCCAGCAUAAAGAAAACCAGAAAAAACAAGAAAAACUAAACAAGAAAUGUAAAAAGAGUACUGGAUACCAGAAGCAUCACCAGACUGAUCUGUAGAACAAGACAUGAUGUGACAUGAUCGGAGUCAGCAAUUGAGAAGAAGCAUAUAUAAACGAACGGACAAGAGGAAAGAACCAAGAAGCAACUGAGUUGUUUAGUUUAUUAAAUGAAAGUGAGACUGGAACGUGAAUUCACAAUGAAUUUAAAAUUUUACACUAAAGCAGCCAAUAUAGAAUUUUUCACAUUAGCUUUAUUUUCUGAUCAUAUACUUUGCCUUUAAAGUUUAAUACAUUUUGAAUUACAGACAACUCACACUUUAGUGAAUGCCACUGACAGACUUAAAGUGACACUGUAGGCAGUACAUAGAUCUGCAGUGAAGUGGAGGGACCAAGAGGAAGCCGGAGUGUGGAAAGAUAUGGUGGCAAGCACCUACUGUUGUUGCAGUGCCCGUCACUAUGUGGAUUUCCAUUUGUUUUCCUAAUGGGCUCGGCGGAACAUAUGGACACAGGGACCAUAUUUUACUCAAAAAAGGGCAAGAAAUAUUGUAUUUUAAGGCAGGCAUUUAAUUGCUGAAACGUACUUGCUUUAAUAUAUCUUCACAUAGUUUGGGGAGAUGGUGAAUUUCAGUUUUUUUUGUUUUUUUUUACAGUGAAUUACAGAUAUAGUGAGUUACUAAUAAUUAAAAGGACAUAAAAACACACACAAAACAACCCAGACAAAUCUCAAUGGUGUAAGUGUUGAAAAAAAAUAUAUAGGUUAAUAUUUUUCUUCUAUUAUUGCAACAAACAAUGGUGGGAUGCUGACCCUAUGCACGAGCCUCCACUGGUUGCUAUACUACUGGGCCAUUUUGGGGAGCUACCCAUGCAAACACAAAGUUGUCAGCCAACUAUAAUAUAUAUAUAUGUUGCAUUUCCUUUUAAAUACAGUUGCAAGAAAAAGUAUGUGAACCCUUUGGAAUGAUAUGGAUUUCUGCACAAAUUGGUCAUAAAAUGUGAUCUGAUCAUCAUCUAAGUCACAACAAUAGACAAUCACAGUCUGCUUAAACUAAUAACACACAAAGAAUGAAAUGUUGCCAUGUUUUUAUUGAACACACCAUGUAAACAUUCACAGUGCAGGUGGAAAAGUAUGUGAACCCCUAGAUUAAUGACAUCUCCAAGAGCUAAUUGGAGUUAGAUGUCCAGGGCAUUCGCGGCUAAGUCUCCUUGAAGUCUAUUUGCGGUUUUGGUCCAUUCGAACAAGAUGGCCGCCACCUUGUGGUCAUCCAUAGGAAUUGCGGCCACCCAGACGAACACUUAGACCACUGUGGUGGAACUUGCAACAAUGUAUAAAAUUAAUGGAGAGCAAAAAAACAGGGCGCAAGAGUAUACUGAGAAUGAACAGGCAGCAGCUGAAAUAUCCUACCCUUCGGUGGGUCCCCGCUCAGAUUUCAAGCUGGUUUUAGCUCAUCUUGUGCCGUUACAGAGAGAACAUCUCAGAAACAUAUCAGACUGGUCCCACCCAUACAGGCAAUCCAGAUCUGAAAUGCCAGCAAGUUCCCUCUGCAGAAGAGACACAGCAACCCCAGACGAUCGUUUCCACCUUGUGUUUCACAAAGUGAUUUUACCUAAAUCAUUUGCCAUUUGGCUUAUCCCUCCUGGAAGGGUUGAUGUUCCAGGAGGGAUAAGCCAAAUGGCAAAUGAUUUAAGUAAACUAGAAAAAUGGUCAGAGUUGUGGGAACUGACAUUUAAUGUGGAUAAGUGCAAGAUAAUGCAUCUUGGAUGUAAAAACCCAAGGGCAGAGUACAGAAUAUUUGAUAGAGUCCUAACCUUAACAUCUGAGGAAAGUGAUUUAGGGGUGAUUAUUUCUGAUGACUUAAAGGUAGGUAGACAAUGUAAUGGAGCAGCAGGAAAUGCUAGCAGAAUGCUUUUUUGUAUAGGGAGAUGUAUUAGCAGUAGAAAGAGGGAAGUUGUGGCAAACCUAGCCACUUUAGAUUGUGCGGUUAUAUGCCUAAAGGUUGUCCUAGAAAGCUGGUCCAAUUCUGUUAGGUUCUGUAUUUACUUGUAACUGUAAUAGAGAGCAUUCGUAUGCUAGCAGCCGAAAGCCGCUAGCAUUCGUAUGCUAGCAGCCAAAAGCCGCUAGCAUUCAUAUGGUAGUUUCACGAACAGUGACUUUCCACACCGUUCGUGAAACGAAUAAAGUACCGAAUGGGAGCCCACACACAGGGGGUCGUGUGGCUCCCAUUAACCGAUUGCAACAUUGUAGCAAUCGGCUGCUAAUUGAUUUCCCGGGUGGCCGUCGUUCGGCUACCGACCACAAGGCGGCCAUCUUGGCAGACUAGAUGUAUUUUAGCCAGGUCUAUUGCAGGGGCCGUAGUCACAGGGUAGGAGGCUGGAAAACAGGCCCCUCCAAAAACCAGUGGCGAAUUUACUUUCGCCACACUAUUGAAGUGACCACAGGAAAGCAUACAUUUAAAGAAACUCUCAUAAGCAAUUUAACUAGUAAGCAUUGCAGUUGGCAUUUUCAUAUCUUGUGUUUGACAAAGUAGUUGGCUUAACAGUAACACAGUAUGGCCACACAGUUUAACCUAAUCCCCUUAUUUGUUAGCUAAGAUACGUGAUUUUUAAGUAUCCUUGUAAGAUUAAAAAAAAAAAAGGUACAUUUUUUUUUGUGGUUGGAAAUAUCCCUGACUCCGGUAAGUCACUGUCUGGCUCUGAUGAGACUUCCUGUGCCCCCCUGCCUCUUUAUCCUUGCACAGCAGUGUCGAACUACCGACAGUCUGCCAGCAUAGUCUCCAUGCCUGCCACAACCUAAUGCUCUGUGGUUGCCCCGUGGUAUUCCUGUUCAUUGCUCCCACCUCUGAUGCUCGCAUUCAAGACUUCUCUAGGGCUGAACUGUUCCUGAGGAACUUCCUUCCCUUUUCCGUUAUACACUCACCCAGUCUCCACUCUUUCAAAACAUUAUUAUAAACUCACUUUUUCACAAAAGCGUAUUAAUGAAACCAUUAAUGGCUAAAAAAAAAACCACACACACACUAAGUCUACAUUGAAUACUAUUCUACCAAUCUACUUCCCUAAUACUUCCCCUACCUUUUGUAUAAUUUUACCCUACUCCCUCUACAGGGGUCAAGUCCUGGGGAAAAAAAAGUGUGGGAACUCACCCAAGAUCCAGCCCCUCUCCCCACCCCCAAUUAAAAAUAAAUAAAUUAUACACUCGUAUGCAUAUAUAAAUGCGUGCACACACUCAGGCACACACAGACACACACAUACACUCACAGACUCACACACACACCCACAUACUCAGGCACUCACAGAUCGUCAGACACUCACACACACACACACACACACACUCACUGAGACACACAUACUCAGACACUCACACACAGAUACACAAACAGACACACAUACUCAGACACUCACACAUACUCAGACACUCACAGACACACACACAGACACACUCAAAUUAUUUAUAUUUGUAACAUUUACAAAUGUCCACCCGCCUCCCUACCUGGAAAGCUGGCAUGGACCUGUCCCUAGGGUCCUGUGGGGCUUCAGUGAGGCGGGCGGCUGUCUACCGGUCAGACGCAGUGAGGGAGCUGUGUGUUCUCCCAGCUCUGCUCCCUGAAGCCGUGCGGGCUGUCUACUGAUUCCGGGAGACAGAAUAUUCCGGCUCCCGGCAUCAGCAAAUGGUGCGAGAGGGAGCAGAGCUGGGAGAACACAGCUCCCUCGCCAUAUUUGACCGGUAGACAGCUGCCCACUGGGGAAGGGUUCAUCAGGUGGGCCCCCCCCAUGACAAGGGGAACACGGGAGCAUUUGAGGGCGGCAUUUUAUGCCACACCCUGCUUAGUGCCUGCAGGGGGAACGGCGUUUCUGUUGUGAAAAACGCAGUUCCCACGCAUUUCUGCAGGACUCAAGCCCUGUCCCUCUAGCACAGGGGUAGUCAACCUUUUUCUACCUACCGCCCACUAAUGCAUCUUUCUUGAUGGAAAAAUUUCCUUACCGCCCACCGGUUUUCGCACAAGUGCGGAAUAUUUUUUUGCAAAAAAAAUGUUUGUUCAUUCAUCUUUUUAUUUCUACUUUAUGCAUGUUUAUAAUGUUUUAACUUUAUAAAGUUUAAUGAGAAAACAAUAAAGUAAAUUGAAAUUACCUUUACUAGUGAUUAAUGAGAUCCUUGAGGCUGAUGCUGCGAGACUAAAUAUUUGAUAUCUGGUUCGAUUUUUGUAAUGAACAAACGAAGGUCUCCUCUUUCGGUGAUAUUCAGAUGAUUUCUCUGUUUGCUUUUUCUAUUUUCCUUCUUUCUCCUUUUUUACAAGUACUCUGCUCCUUCUUUCUCCUAUUCUACAAGUACUCUGCUCCUUCUUUCUCCUAUUCUUCAAGUACUCUGCUCCUUCUUUCUCCGAUAUUCAAAGUACUCCACUCCCUGCUAUUGUGUAUCCCCCUACCUACUCCAACUCCUCCCCUUCCUCUACUCGCGUGUUACACUUGUUCACAAGCACACACAUUCGUAUGUGCGUACACGUGCGCAAUAUGGGUGCACAUGUGCAUUCAGGCACACAUGCUUGCGCUUCCCGUGUGCGAGUGUUCUGCAACCUCACACUUAGUGCGCGAGAGAUGAACAGAGCGUUCAUGGAUGGAGGGAGGAUUCUGCUACCGCCCACCUGGAAUUCCAAAACGCCCACUGGUGGGCAGUAGGGACCAGGUUGACGACCCCCGCUCUAGCAUUUAAGCUCAUUGAGCAGGGCCCUCAACCCCUCUGUUCCUGUGCAUCAAACUUGUUUGGUUACAAUUACAUGUUUGUUAGUCCACCCAUGGUAAGGCGCUACGGAAUUUGUUGGCGCUAUAUAAAUAUAAUAAUAAUAAUAAUAAUAUACAGUGAUGCUAUAAAUAUACAUUCAAAAUAUAAGAUGCAGGCAGUUUUUUAUAUUCCCAUAUUCCGAGAAAUAUGGUAGUUAAUCAUUAUGUGCUAAUUCUGUAUUGCCAGAAUAUCUGAGUGCAUAAAAACUAGGUGCAUGUCAGCAGUGGACAACCAGUAGUAAUCAUAUUUUACAGGAAGAAAGAUAUAAAGAUAUUUAUAUUACCACCAAACAGCAUGUAGGAGUAUUCAGUAAAACAUCUGAAAGGGACACUGGAUUGAUGUACUAUACAACAAGCAACAUUUACUAUAUACAAAAGUUGUAAAAAAUAAAUAAAUAGAUAAUUGGAACAUUUUGUAAAUUGCAAGUAGAUACAGAAAGAAAGAGGAGUAAAAGGGAACUGUAAGUUGGGUAGAGUCAAAUAUAUGAAAUCCUCACAAACCAUGAGAUAUCAGCAUAUUUCAGUUUCAUAACUCCAACAGCAUACAAGAGGGUACAGAAAAACCUCACGGCACCGCCAGCUCUCAACAUUAUGUUCACUUCCACUAAGGGCGUAUGGUGAUACCCAAGCACAAGUAUGCUUGAAUGAUAUGCAACUUCAGACUAAUGUGGUACAUAGACACGACCGGCGAAAGGUCAGAACUGUGAGCCCUUGUAUCGAGACGCUAUUUUAACGGUUACUAAUGUUGUCUACUACUUUGUUAUGAUUCAAUGUUUGCAGCGCUACAACACUAUUCUAUUUUGUAGAAAAAUAAAAAAUAAAAUGAAGAUUGUAAAAAAAAAAAAAAAAAAAAACCUCACUGGGUUAUUAACUACAGUGAGAAUUCAAAGUGAAUUUUAAAUUUAAGGCCAAAGUAGCCCAACUACUGAUUUCUAUGAUGUUUCCAGGUGGCUAUUUUGACCUUACAUUUUAAAUUCACUUUGAAUUCUCUCUUAAGUGAAUAACCCUGUCAGUCUAUGAAAGCUCAGACCAUGAUCAGAGCCUAGAGAAACCAAUCUGGAAAAGAAAUAGACAGGGGAGCAAGAGAAGAAGCAAAUUAAGAAGUUGUAGAAUUAAAAUAGUAUAUACGAGUAGUGGAAGAAGGUGAAGAGAGAGAGGAUUUUAUAGAGGCAGUUCUCUGAAAACCACAAAUAUAUAUUAUUUGAUCUUUUUGCUAUAAUAUAUGAUUCUCAGAGUUCGCACAAAGUAACAUAUACCAUUAUCAGUUAUUACACUAACACUUGAUUUCAUGGUAGAUUGCUCUUAAGGCACACCCAACAGCCCAGGUGUUGUCAGUAUUCCCAGAGGAACAAGGAAAUGCUUAAAUCCUAGACCUGUUAUUUAGACCUUUGAGGUUUGAAAACCAUUAGACCUAGAAUUCAAUAGCCUUGCCUUAUUUUUCUUUUACUUUGUAUUAUACUCACUCAUACGGAGUGUGUCCUUGCAUCCCACAAACAUCUCCCGCCUCAACUACAGGAAACCUUCCUUACUGGUCAAUCCCAGAUUGACCUCUCCGCUCAGGAAAAGACCUGCACCAGCCUUCUGUUCAUAUUCACAUCUCAAAGUUGCACUUUUAAGAAUUGUGUGCAACAACGAAAAACAAAUUCUCUCUUUUGUUUGUAUUCGUUAAUUUUCAAACUAUAACUAUGAUAACGCUAACAAUAUUUAAUACAUCGUUAAUCAUGGGGAUUCAAUUUUAUUUUUAUUUCAUUCUUUUAGAACACGAACAUGUUAAAUAAUAAAUGAUCUAAGAGGAAGAGGAAGUUCUUUCUUUACCAGAAAGUCUUUUGUAUAAUUAGCUAAAGCAAACCCAAAAAAACACUUUGUUGUAGUUCCUCAAAAAAUUAAAAUAUCUGCUUCCUCUUUUAUUAAUGGUAAUUCAUAGAUGUACACCCUGAGAAGAUGUGAAAUCUUGCCAUAACAGUAUAAACUAACAGGGCUAGUUACCGAAGUGAGGUGAAGCAGUUCGGCUAUUUUGACUUUAAAUUCACCUUGAGUUCUCACAGUAGGGAAUAACCCUAUAAAAAAACUAAAAAAAAAACACCUCUUAGAGUGACAUACAACAAGCUAGCAGUUAGUGACCCCAGCCAGACUGGUGCAAGCCAAUAACACCAGGGAUGUAAGUUGGAAUGUUCUAAUGCUUCCAAACUAUUUUGUGGGACAUUCUAGUACUGGGUUGCUACUUUGGUGUCCCACUUCUGGAGGUAUUGGAGACAAGUUUAGUAAAAGCACAGAGUAUGUGUUUCAAUAAAUGCACUUGCACUACACUAAACGAACACAGUAUAUUCUGCCCGUGUGAGAGCAGUUCAGUAACACUAUGAGCAUUGGCAUCCAUCAGAGUGGGACUGUCCACAAGGGCUUUUGCCCACUUUGUUUCAAAUCCCCACUCUGUCCUGAGAGGCAAACUCUUAAAAUAAUAAUAAUGAUAAUAAUAAUAAAAACAAAUAAACCAGGAGGCUAGGAAAGCACGUUAUAAAAUUUAUUUUCAAACUAGCUCUCAUUCUUCCUGAUGAUCAAGGUGUUGGCUAAAUUCCCAUCAAAACAGAUUUUGGGAACAUGCAAAAUCCUGAUAUGUUGGUACUCCAUAAGGACUGAAUUUGGAACCACAACGGUAAAAUGCUAUUUUAUGCAUUUAUUAUUAUUAUUUUUUAUAGGGGCGGAAAGAGGUCUAAAAUUAAAUUUCUCUCUCCAAUUCCGACAAUUGUUAUUGCAUUACAUUUCAUAUUUAUUGUAACAAGGGUGAAUUUACACCAUGGGUGACUUGGUUGUGUCUAGAGUGUGACAGCUUUCAGUUUUUUUGCUUAAUGCGAGGACUACAGUGAUCACCACUCUUUGGAUCUCUAACUUUAAGAUCUAGCAAAAUCCAUCCUCUAUAACAGUAACAACAAAUUUGCCCAACUACUACUAUUGGAAGACCAAAACUGGAGUCUCGUUUUGAAAGGGCAAUGCCACCACAAACUACUAUAUAGAAUAAUCUUUAAACAUUAUUAUUGCUAUAGAUAAUAUAUUUCUAGAAGGCCUCGGUAAGGUAAUACGAUAUAUCAUAUAUAUGCUUUGUCAAAUUUCUGGGAGUGAGAAACAUGUCUGUAUACCCUCUAACAAUGGAUAACAGAGGAGGAACAUUGAUAUAAUAUACAUACCAGUCAUUAUCAUUUUAUCCCACACCACAACUUUCUUUGCUCUUUGCUAUAGGUAAGAGGAACUAUAUCAAAACUUCUGCCCUUCUUCAUGAGUUGCUCUGUUUAUUUUGUACUAUGGAUUCCACUCUCUGAGCCCAGCCUGUACAGUGCUCUUAUCAAGUGCUUACCAAUCAUCAGCCUGGAGUUCUUUAUUUUGGUCCAUUCCCUUGGUGGAGGAACGUUCAACUCUUAUGCCCGAAAAAUUUUAUUGGGCCUCAUCUUUUCAGCCCUCGGUGAUAUGUGCUUGAUUUGGCAAGACUACUUCCUCUAUGGUAAGAAUGAAAAGAGAUCAAUAGCAAUUGUUCCACAAUUAAAAUUAUUACCUAUUCACGGUAUACUUUAUGCAAAUACAAGGUUCUAUGCUGAUAAUUCAGUAUUUCUUGGAUAAACUGGACUGCCUAUAAUGACUAAUUGCUGGCCUUGUAUUCUAAAUAAAAUAAAACAUGUUUUUUCCCCACACAAGGUGAUGGUGUGCCAUAUUUAUAUGGCAGGGGCACAUUGUUCCCUAGGGGUAUCAUCUUUGAUUGAUGUUAAUCAUUAUUCCUCUUCAUGUAUUUAUCCUGCCUCUGUUGAAACUCAAUAUACUUGAUUGAUAUCAUCUUCAAAAGCAGGUAUCAGAACAAGGGAGGUUAACAAGUGAUCAGGCAAAUAUUUACAGGAACAUUAUAAUACAUACAAAGCUGUAUUCCUAACAUUAAAGAGUCAGUCUGACUCCUCCUCCGUGGAAUUUAAAGUUUUAAAAACCCUUUAAACACUUAACUGCUUCAAACACUAAAACCCCUCGACUCUGGCACUGCCUCUGCUUCCUCCAAUGUCAGCGCCUAGGGGAAACCUAAUGCGCAUGCUGUUUUACUCUGUGAAACAUUAGGAAGCAUCGCUAGUGGCUGUCUGGUAGAGGCAGUUUUAACCCUGCAGUAUAAAAAAUGCAGUUUCUCUGAAACUGCAGUGUAUUAGAUUGCAAGGCUAAGGGGGAAAGGGACACUGCACACAGAUCAUGUCAAUGAUAUGACGUGGUCUAUGUGCCUAUAGUAUCCCUUUAAGUAAUCAUUAAAAAAAAAGUGUAUUUGUUCUGAGGUAAAAUUAACAUUACUUACUAAAUCCUUUUUACUCACAACAACAACAACAUUAUACUAUUUGAAAACUAUUUGAGUGUGGCUUUAGCUAUGCUGAAUUGGUCCCUAAGCAACUUUCAAGAAUAAACACUUACCACAAAAUUAUCACAUAUUUAGUCCAUUUCCUGUAGAUGCCUUAUGAGUUCAUUAAACUACUAUUGGGUGGUGAGUUUAGGCCACAAUUAUACUAGUUGGGACAAUUCUCAAAUUAGAUCAGCUAGAAUGCUAAACUCACUGUUUAGUUAAAAGUCCUCACAACGGACAGAUGGAUCUUGAAAAGGAAGUUUUUCUGUAUUGGGCAACAUUGGAUGACACGAUCAUCCUGUUCAAAAUUCUGGCUUGUAUUUUUUUAUUAUUGUUUUCGUGCCAAACAUAUUUUAUGAUUGUAACUCACCUUACAUGUCUCAGUCCACAAUGCCUGUACUGAGUCCAAGCCUCUAACAUUAAGAGUUUUUUUUUCAUGUUUGUUGAGAAUAUCUGUCCAAAUAAAUUCUUUAAUAUCUAUUUACAUGUACACAUGUUUAUUUCUUUUUCAGGCAUGGUAAUGUUUGGAUUGGCCCAUCUGAUGUACACAAUUGCCUUCGGCCUACGUCCACUAAACGUCCGCGUCUUUAUUGUUUUUGCUAUAUUUAGUGUCACAUUUUACUCUGUUAUUUUUCCAUACUUACAUGGACCUUUCGUUUAUAUGGUGGCUGGAUACAUAUCACUAAUAGGCACUAUGGCAUGGAGAGCCAUGGCUAGAGUCAGCCUGGCAUCUCACAACUUCUCCUGGACAUACUUGUCAGCUGCACUUGGCUCUUUACUUUUUAUGGUGUCUGAUGGUGUCUUGGCCGUUGAUAAAUUUUGUUUUCCCAUCUCAAACUCCCGCACUAUUAUAAUGGUGACUUACUAUGGUGCUCAGGCGUUAAUAGCAUUAUCUAUCACUGGAAACUCUCAGGAUGAUUUUAUGUGGAAGAGUAGAUAACAAAAAAUAUAGACAUUUAAAUUCAGGUAUACAGCGUACAUUAACAUGAUUGUUUUUAAAUCACAUGCUAUGAACUUAGUGGAGUGCUCUAAAAGGACAUAAUUCAACGCUGCAACAAUGUGAACAAUUUGUGCCCCAAGCAUCUACUUUACAAGCAAGUCUAUAAACCAAAAUGGUGUCGGAGAUGCUUCAAACUUAGACAAUGAAUCUGCUUGGAGUGUUCUGUAUGACAAAAAAAUAUCUAUCAAGUCUGUAUUAAUAGAAAAUGUACAUUUGCGCUAGAAGGCCUGAAUUUCAGUUAGUGGCAAUAGGUGAGGUAACAAAAUGGAAGUCAAAUACUUUAAGAUUGCUGGAGAUUUUACUGCUACACAUACAUUAAAGAAAAGCUCAGUUUGAUCAUGCAGAGAAGCUUAAUGGUCUCUCAAGAGCACAUUUCAGAACAAGAGAUUUAUCCAAAUCCACUAAACUGGAAAUUGUGGAGAAAUGGAAAGAGAAUUGCAAAUUAAAGGCCAAAGCAGCUAAGAUGGAAACAUUCUCCAAAUUAACGAAUUUAUCCAAAAUAGCUAUUUGUAACUCCCUGGUCAUCUUCCCACGAAUUACGGUUUGGUGACUAGCUGUAUCAAACUAUAGUUCUGAGUGAAGUGUUAUUUUUCUCAUAGCUGACCCUCACCUGGUUAACUGCUGUCGCAGCCAUAGGGAUAUUUACUCCUCCAUGUCUUCAUUAAGUGCAUGGUUAUAUGGAGUUUGAUAGUUACCACAAAUAAGAAUACCCACUGCACACCAAGUAGCAUAAAUACAAUAACACCUUAUUAAUUGAUCCAUAGGCACAACAAUACUCAUAUGUAACUACAUAAUAUCCUUUUGAAAAAUUCAUAUAGUCCAAGAGGAAUUGUAAGUAUAAACACAGGUAAUUAACAGCAGUUAAAAAAAAAAAGCAAAUCAAAAGUAAAUGAUCUGUACCAAUAGGGUGACCUCAAGUGAUAGUAGUGUGGGACUGGAGCUAGGGUAACAAGUCACCCAACGUUUCGGUCUUGUGGGCCUUUGUCAAAAGGUAAAAACAUAUUGUGUUUGUUACUAUGCAGAGAUUGGCUGGCUUAAUUAAUGAACUGGGGGCUGGUGGCAAUCAAGCAGGGAACUCCAAAUUUUAGACCAAUAUAAAUAUUUAUAGAAAAUAAAUUCUCCAAUCCUUUCGAGUGUCCGGUUAGGCCAAUGGUCCUCAAACUCCGGCCCCCCAGAUGUUGCUGAACUACAACUCCCAUGAUUCUCUGGCUAUCUAUGUAAUUCAAAGAAUCAUGGGAGUUGUAAUUCAGCAACAUCUGGGGGGCCGGAGUUUGAGGACCCCUGAGUUAGGCUGUUUUAAGUAACAUUUGAUUGACAAUUUCCUGACUAGUGAAUAACCUUGUCUGUGUUUCACCUAAUUUUAUAAAAUAUAUUUUAUUCCAAACACACAUUUCACUUUCUUCAUCUCUGAGACAUAUUCAUAAUUCAUCCCCUUCCAAUAAACUCUGAAAAUUAGAGAUGUUUUUUUCCCUAAUGCGAUUUUGUAAGUCAGCUGUAAACUCGCAUAGAGUUGCCAUUAUUUCCCGGUAUUUAUGGCCAGUAAAAAUUCCUCCUCAUCCCGGUUGAUAAUGUAAUGACUUCAUGUCAUGAAAAUGACUGUAACCUGUAAUAAAACAUGCAAAACACUUCCUCUUCCACUUAUGAUCAUUAAAGGAAAAACCAC
This is a messenger RNA of Pelobates cultripes (western spadefoot toad), 27763 nucleotides long. The record is from the annotation of a GenBank genome assembly. NCBI's taxonomy places the organism in Eukaryota, Metazoa, Chordata, Amphibia, Anura, Pelobatidae.